Molecule: messenger RNA, 1987 nt
Organism: Anopheles aquasalis
Lineage: Eukaryota; Metazoa; Arthropoda; Insecta; Diptera; Culicidae
Gene: Pym
Product: partner of Y14 and mago
Biological process (GO): exon-exon junction complex disassembly
Cellular component (GO): cytoplasm; exon-exon junction complex
Molecular function (GO): RNA binding
Source: RefSeq, a predicted model, not a curated record
GUCUCGGCCAGCAACAGAGCGCCGCGCGCUUCGAGAAACGACACGGGCGGCGAAAAAAGUGCUAUGACCUGAACAUGGUUAUUGAAUACACCCGCGGGCUAUGCGAGCGACCAGCUUUUGGGGAUUCGCGCUUACCGCAGCUCCGAAAGUGCGUGCCGGUGGCUAAAAAUAAACUCCAACGCUUCGCCCUCCGGGUGAGCCGCUUCGAUUUCACACCAGAAACGAUUUCUUCCUGUGGCACCGCAAUCUCCCUCCACCGUGGUCCGGAGUUCCGUGCGUUCCGUUCGUUCGCUGGUGCGUGCGUGCAUUUGUUUUGUUGAUCUCUUUGGCCGCUUCCGAGCUGCAAGCUGGGAAUCAUCCGUCGUUCGGAAUGACCACCUACAGGACCGAUAGUCAAGGAAAGUUCAUUCCGGCCACACAGCGCCCGGAUGGAACGUGGAGGAAGCCUCGAAGAGUACGGGACGGGUACGUACCGCAAGAGGAGGUCCCCCUCUACGAAAGUAAAGGCAAACAGUUUGCCCAAAAGCCAGCCCUUCCACCGGGACUCUCGCUUGAGGUGGUGCAGAAAGCGAAAGAGAAGCGCGAACGAGAACGGUUACGGCAGCAGCGGGAAGAACUCCGGAAAGCGCAAAACACGCCUGCAUCCGGUGCUACCGCCGUCGAUGGUGCCGACAAACAGAAAGGCGCAACUGCCGGCAAUGGAAAGGCACGCAGCAAAAAGACUCCGGAGCUACCGGACAUUCUGCUGGACUAUCCGACACUCUCGUCCACCAUCAAAACCACCGCACCUUCGAAGUCGUCCAAGCAAGCGAAACAGGUCCAGCAACAGAAACAGCCUGCGGCGGAACAGCGCCCGAACGUUGCCAAGGGUACGGCGACUGCUUCGACCACUAGCACUGCGGUAGACGAAGAGCUAGCAGCCGCCCUAGCAUCCGGAGUGCAGCUUUCCUCCAACCAUGUCGCUGCAGGAGGAGACAGCAGUGAGUCUCAGCAGCAGCAGCAGCAGCAGCAGCAAACUGAUCUCUUGAAAAAGUUGCGCAAAUUGCGAAAGAAAAUCCGCGAAAUCGAAGCAAUCGAGGAACGGUUAAGGACGAACGAUGGACCACGGCCCGAUAAGGACCAGCUGGAGAAGGUGAAGCGAAAAUUGGAGAUACAGCGCGAAAUCGAAGGCCUCGAAGCGCAACUGGCCCCGGUCGCACCGGGUGCCGCCGACGCCAUGUGAUGUUGCUGAUAACGGGCGUGAACAACGAGAGACCAAGACCCCCUCCCCAGCCAGCCUGCAGAAAGGGAAUAGGGUGCGCGUCCGUAUGUCGCCGUCGUGCAACAUACCGGAACUGCGAUAGAGUCAAACAGACAGUCGGUAAAGCACGCACUCCCCGAACGCUGAUUGUACAAAAGAAGAACAAAAAAAAAGAUCCUCUGCACCUGUCAAGGACUCGGACGGGAGUACGCAAGAGACUAACGGAGCAGCACCUUGCCAUUCGCCGGUAGCGGACGACGGACCGUCCAGCAAGAUUCGUCUAGGGCAUGUUCGGAGCAUGUAGAGCAAUAGCAUGUAGCUCUUGUAGUAGGCAGCAGCAGCAGCAGCCCCCCUGUGUCUGUAACAGGACUUUUACUUUAAGGCUCGGUGUACAAAGUCAUUCGCCUGCAUUUAGAACGCCGCAAAGUUGGCAUUGACGGUGAUCGGGAAUCCAGCUGGGCUGCUGGGUGGUUUCCCGUGAAAUCCUCGAUAUUUCUUUAACUGCUCCGGCAUCCGCGCGGAACCGCCGGACACUUUCACAGCAUAGCAAAGGCCUCAUUAUUGUAGGGAUAAGCUCGACGAGCAGUUGUGCGAGUGGUAGGGUAGUAGGGUGUGUGUUUGCGUGUGCGUACGUAGCUGGUAAGACCAAUUAAGGAGCAAACCUAAUUUUUAAACUGUUUGUUACGUCAGAAAGGGAAUGUUUAAGUUAAAAACUAAGUCAAAUAAACGUUUUAAAAUAAGCAUACA